UUUGAGAUGUUGAAUGGUGUUCUUCUGUAUGCGUGCGAUUUUCGUGUUUGAAUGUUGAAAUUAUUGAUUGAAUUGUAGUCAAAUUUAGAGCAUACCACCUCUUUAUUCCAUCUUCAGUUAUCGGUACUGGUUGUUUGUAGAAAUUCUCAAUUAGGGUUGUUCUGAUUCACAUUCACUACAUCUAGUGGAGCGAUGUCGUGGCAUUGUUGCUCAUUUGGUGAAUGGUGGCUUUCUUGUGUUAUCGAGAUAUGUUUGAAUAGCGAUGGAUGUAUGCACACAUUGGAAAAUCUCUCCACUUAAUGUUUCCCCUUGAAGGGAGAGGUUAAACAUGAGAGAUAAGAUGUUUGGGGGCAGAGCUCUCCGUCGGUUGCUAAGAGAGAGACUUCAGUCGCAAAACACCGUUUCUCCAGUUUUGUCAUCUCUUAUUUCUAAGAAAGAGCAGGAAGCAGUUGGAUCUGCCACCACCAAGUCCUGGAGGGUAUUGGCUCUAUGUGGGGCAGGUGUCUCAGGGUUGUUAAGUUAUGCAACAAUAGCAUCUUGUGAUGAGGCUGAACAUGGUUUGGAAGCUGCCACCUAUCCUUGGCCACACAGUGGCAUUCUAAAUUCAUACGACCAUGCUUCGAUUCGCCGUGGUCACCAGGUGUAUCAACAAGUUUGUGCCUCCUGCCAUUCAAUGUCCUUAAUUUCAUUCCGCGACUUGGUAGGUGUUGCGUAUACAGAAGAGGAAACUAAAGCUAUGGCCGCUGAGAUUGAGGUAGUUGAUGGGCCUAAUGAUGAGGGGGAGAUGUUUACUCGUCCUGGCAAGCUCAGUGACCGGUUUCCUCAGCCAUAUGCAAAUGAACAAGCAGCUAGGUUCGCUAAUGGCGGCGCUUAUCCUCCCGAUUUAAGUCUUAUAACCAAAGCUCGUCACAAUGGACAAAAUUAUGUUUUUGCCCUAUUGACUGGAUAUCAUGACCCUCCUGCUGGUGUCACAAUUCGUGAAGGAUUGCAUUAUAACCCUUACUUCCCUGGUGGAGCUAUUGCUAUGCCAAAAAUGCUUAAUGAUGGUGCUGUUGAGUAUGAAGAUGGUACACCUGCAACAGAAGCUCAGAUGGGGAAAGAUGUUGUCACAUUUUUAACAUGGGCUGCAGAGCCAGAAAUGGAAGAGAGAAAACUGAUGGGAUUCAAAUGGAUAUUCGUUCUAUCACUCGCGCUUCUUCAAGCUGGUUAUUACAGGCGCAUGAGGUGGUCUGUUCUCAAGUCUCGAAAGCUGGUGCUUGAUGUUGUGAACUAGAUUCCUCAACUUCCGUGCUUGAGGAACAACUAUCUGCUUGUCUUUGCGCUAGUUUAUUCAUGAACUGACAGUUUUUUUCCAGGCUACGGGCAGAUUUGUAGCUCUUUCGAUUUUGGUGGCGAAUAAUGUAAUCUCACUAGCGAAAAGAUUUCUUGUUUUUUUUUCCCGCUGCCAAUGGAAACUGGUAUUGUUUGGAUUUCUGUAUGAAAAAUGAGAUUUAGAGAGCGAGAUUCCCUGAAAGUGAAACUCCAUGUAAUAACCGAAUACUAGUGUACUAUUUUUCUCAGUUCACAUUCAAUCAUUAGUAUGAUUGAUAUGUUUUGAAGGCA
Salvia splendens (bonfire salvia) is the source of this 1602-nucleotide messenger RNA. RefSeq names its product cytochrome c1-2, heme protein, mitochondrial. Gene Ontology annotation, biological process: mitochondrial electron transport, ubiquinol to cytochrome c. Gene Ontology annotation, molecular function: electron transfer activity; heme binding. The coding region runs from base 329 to 1273 and encodes 314 amino acids. NCBI's taxonomy places the organism in Eukaryota, Viridiplantae, Streptophyta, Magnoliopsida, Lamiales, Lamiaceae. Gene Ontology annotation, cellular component: respiratory chain complex III. The transcript is spliced from 8 exons. The record is from RefSeq and is a predicted model, not a curated record.